Messenger RNA from Lachancea nothofagi CBS 11611, 2037 nucleotides. The record is from the annotation of a GenBank genome assembly. Lineage: Eukaryota; Fungi; Ascomycota; Saccharomycetes; Saccharomycetales; Saccharomycetaceae.
AUGGAGUCCGAAUCACAGCCCAAACUAGUGCCACAGGCUCUCUCGACGCUCACAGCCAACGAUUCUAGCCAUAACAGUGGCGGCAUCCACCCAAGAUCGUCUGCUUUUUCUGGCGGAGACGAAACCCUCAGCCGCGACAGUACAGCUAAAACCGCGACAACGAUCACAGUUCCAGCAGCAGAUGCUACUGGGAGUCACGGCAACAUAGAAACGGGACACAACCAAGAACUGGUCGAGUCCACACUCUUUUUACUUCAAGAGACUAUAUGGAACACUUUGGUUCAAAUGCGUAAUCGGGAAAGCAUCUACGACUGCUACAGCGCUGCGAAGUCCCGAUAUCAAAACCAAUACACCUGCCUCGUUCACAUAGACUACAUUUUCAAAAUUCUUAUGAACUAUCCAGCGGAGGUGCUAUCCGCCAUGUACAUCCCAGUAAUCCUGCGGUUCUUUAAAUGGUGCCUCUCUCUACAGCAGCUUCCGCGGGACCUGCGAGGUACUCGGUUUAUCAUUACCACAAAGAAAGGAAUCGCAUUUUUGAUGGCCAAUUGGAACGAGUACUGUUACAACACCGCAACUCUUUACCAGGCUUUCAAAGCUCUAAAACUCUUGCAGAAUCUCGAAAUGGCGUUGUUCCCGCAAAAACCGGAUAUGUAUACUGAUCAACCAGAUGACGAAGCCGAAGAUCCCAAUUGGAGUCCUCUUGAUGAGAGUCAGCUAGAAAGUUUGAUCGUUUCGAUUAACAAAAAUUCGGCAACAUCCACAGCUCCUCCUUUUUCAACAAACGAUUACUCAAAUCAACAAAAUUCUGAUAUUCCUGAUUACUUUCCUUUAGACUACUCAAAUCAGCAACCAUCGGCAACCGGGCCUUCAUCCGCACCUAUGCCACCCAUAUCGUCAACACAGCAGCAAGCGCCGCAAUUCUAUGGCGUCCAUCAGUCGCCACUUUCGCAUACCUAUUCUGAAUUCCAUGAGCCUUUUACAACACAGCCAGCGAUAUUGAAUCAUGACAUCACUCAACAACAAAACCUAGACAAUUUAUUCGGACAGACAAUUCCAGAAAUUUUCCAGAGACUUAAUGCCCUGGGCAAUGCCAACGAUGACCUACGGCGUCAAAACAAUGUCCUUUCUGAAAGUCUAAGGAACAUCAAGUAUCAGCUUUUGCUUUUGAAAAACAAUAUGGAUAAUGUGUUUCCCAAAACACCAUCUCCAACUUCAUCUAAAAUGGAAUCUUCUCAGUUCCAGCCCAAUUUACCUGAAAGCAUCAUUCUGGCUCAGCCAGACCCUAUGGACACAUCUAACAUUGGUGGCAAUGAUGACACAAAAAUUAAUUUGGAUGUGGGAAGUCGUGCUUCCACCGGAUACGACAAUUUACUUCCCUAUCACUCCUCUACAAAUGCUUUUCAAUUCGGGACAGAGCUCAAAAUCGCCGAACGCUUGACAAAAGAUGAAGCGGCCACGGUAUUCAGUAGUGGAGGAAGGUCAGGUACAUCACCAAUGCCACCUAUGGCCACCAUAGUGGGGAGUAGUACUGCGAGCAAUAUCAGUGAGGGCAGGUAUCCAACAUUGAGGAAGCCUAAAGUCAAAGUUCGUGAGUUCACAGGAGCUACAUUGACUAAAGGCGAAAGUUACCAACCGCCAUUGACCCCAGAGGGCAAAAGUUAUUUGGUGGACGAAGAUGGAAAAUUGGCAAUAGUGAUGGCCAACGAUCAAGACUCAAUCUUUGGCAUGUACAAUGAGUACUACCAGUCACUGCGGCCGCAGAUCGAUUCAUUUGUAAACGAUUUUGGCAAAAGAAACCUAGUACACUUUAAGAAGAAGCGCACCUUUCAAAAAAAAAAGGCAUUUGUACAAUGGGUGGAGCGUAUUUCGCACUCGAUGGACAUUCCUCCAGAGGAUGUUCUUGACCUCAUUGACGAGGUUAGACAAAAAGAGAAUAGAUCAGUUGUCUGGUCUUGUAACAAUUUGGGAAGUAUGAAAGAUGCAUUUGUAAAACACAAACCGGAAUUUCGUGAGGCCGCCUUGUCAGACACUGAUUGA